Messenger RNA from Fraxinus pennsylvanica, 1311 nucleotides. Lineage: Eukaryota; Viridiplantae; Streptophyta; Magnoliopsida; Lamiales; Oleaceae. The record is from the annotation of a GenBank genome assembly.
AUGGUUUCUGAUAGAAAAUUGGCUAAUGCUGUUGGAGGAAAAACAGCAAGAGCCUGUGAUAAUUGUAUAAAAAAGAGGGCUCGAUGGUAUUGUGCAGCUGACGAUGCAUUUUUGUGCGAAUCUUGUGAUGCAUCUGUUCAUUCAGCAAACCCUUUGGCUCGACGCCACGAAAGGGUUCAACUCAAGAUUUCUUCAAUCAAAUCAUCUGAGGAAUCUUCUCUGCAGAUUUCUGUGCCCUCAUGGCACCGGGGUUUCAUAAGAAAGACUCGAACUCCAAGGCACAGAAGGCAUGCAGACAAGCUCAAAUCUGAAGAGAAAAUUCGAAAACCUCUUCAUCUUGUGCCUGAAACUUGCAGCGAAGAGCACUCAAAUGAAGAAAAUGAAGAACUUCUUUAUAGGGUUCCGAUUUUCGACCCCUUCGUUGCAGAAUUAUGCACUUCUGCAAACGAGGGUGUGACGAAUAAUGAUGUCGACAAUACAGAAGCUGUUGAGAAUACUGAAUCGAAAGACAUGUCGAAUGAUUUGAGGCAAGAAAUGAAUCAUUUACGUGGGUUUCUUCCAUCUGAAAUGGAUCUUGCGGAAUUUGCUGCUAAUGUUGAAAAUCUAUUAGGAAAAGGGCUUGAAGAUGAGUCAUUUGAUAUUAAAGGGUUGGGACUUUUGAGCUGUGAAAAAGAAAAUCAUGACUCAUGUUCUUUAGGCAGUAGUGAAAAAGUUAAGGUUGAAGAUGAAGAAGUCGCAGAAAUAGUCAUGGCUCAGGCACAUGAAAAUGGCACAGAAAUAGACUUGGAAAGAGAAACUUUUGAGUUCAAUUUUGAUUAUGAUGAUUAUUCUCCAAUUACAGGUGAAGCAGAAGAUACUGAAGCACAAAUUGGUGGUGAUCAGGAAAUCAUGAUAAAAUUCGAAGAUUUUAAUGAAGUUCACGAUGAUACCAAGAAAAAGAAGAAGGUUAUGUUGAGUCUAGACUACGAGGGUGUGUUGUCGUCUUGGGAUGAUCAAAGGUCUCCAUGGACAACUGGUGAACGGCCGGAAUUGGAUUCCGAUGACUGCUGGUCGGAAUGCAUGGGCACUUGUGGAACAAUGCAUGUAUACGGAGGAAUGGGAAUGAUGAGUGGACAUGCAGCGGCAAUGGUGGAUGGAGGAAGAGAAGCCAGGGUUUCCAGGUACAGGGAGAAGCGCCGAACCAGAUUGUUUUCAAAGAAAAUAAGGUACGAGGUUCGGAAAUUGAAUGCUGAGAAAAGGCCCAGAAUGAAAGGAAGAUUCGUCAAGGGAGCAAAUUUUGUAGCACCAGCUUUUCCUUUGCUCAAGAAGUAG